GUUGCAUCUGCAUGCCAUUCGGGACACAGAGCUGGUGGGGCAGAAUUCAGGAGAGCACACCCUUUCUGGAGCUGCUGCCUGUAACAACUGCGGAAUAAAACAAAAGUCGUAUAUAAUGGAAGCAAAGUCGUAAUUAUAAAGUUAUGUACGCGAGUCAGAUGUUUAGAAAAACGCAGGGGAAAACGGUGGACACUUCUUUGAUUGUUUGUUUUAAAUGUUGAGGAAAUCAAUCACCCCAUGUCUCGAGCCACUACGCCGGUGGUGCACAGUCUACGGCGGCGAAGGGCUGGCGUGAUUAGGCCAGCAAUCGGCCUAGUCAAGUGACUCCCAAAGUGUCAGAUAUAGCUUGCUCGCCAGCUAGCUAACUUGCUGAAUUAAUUGUGUCAACCAACGUCGUUGACGUCCCUGAUAUGGCAAUUGAAAGUUGCUGUUUUCAAAUUGUGGCUACUACUAGCCAUUGUUAAUCGACUUUUUAGCUAACGUUAGCAAACUACCUUACUAGCUAGCUCAGCUACCAGUUGGCUAUGUUGGACUGAGCUAGCUAGCCAGUAAACACAGCUUGCGAGUUCCAGUUUUUAAACUAGAUUUAUUUCCGUUUUAGGUCCGCCAGUGUCUUGGCAAAUUGUGUCAUGUAAGAUUAUUUUUAUUUUUAUUCGUGUACGCGUGUCUUGCAUAUUAUUAUUUUUACAUCUUGGUUUUAAUGAAUAACUAGUUAGCCAGUUAGCAAUGUCUCUGCCAUCUGCCGAUAUGAUCGAAACUCCCCCUGGAUAUCCCUUUGAAGAAAUAGAUUAUGUGGAUAUUGAAGUUGAAGAGGUCGUGGGGAGAGGUGCAUUUGGUGUUGUCUGCAAGGCCAAAUGGAAAGGCAAAGACGUCGCAAUCAAGACAAUAGAGAGUGAAUCUGAAAGGAAAGCGUUCAUWGUUGAGCUGCGACAGCUUUCACGUGUGAAUCACCCCAACAUUGUGAAAUUGUAUGGCUCAUGCAAUAAUCCGGUCUGCCUGGUGAUGGAAUAUGCUGAAGGGGGGUCUCUGUACAAUGUGCUGCAUGGUGCUGAACCCCUCCCCUAUUACACUGCUUCCCAUGCCAUGAGCUGGUGUUUUCAGUGUUCCCAAGGGGUCGCCUAUCUCCAUGGCAUGAAACCAAAGGCUCUCAUUCACAGGGACCUCAAGCCACCCAACCUGCUCCUGGUUGCCGGUGGCACCGUGCUGAAGAUAUGUGACUUUGGGACAGCGUGUGACAUUCAGACCCACAUGACCAACAACAAAGGAAGUGCUGCUUGGAUGGCCCCAGAGGUGUUUGAAGGCAGCAAUUACAGCGAGAAGUGUGAUGUGUUCAGCUGGGGCAUCAUUCUCUGGGAGGUGAUCACACGCAGGAAGCCCUUUGACGAGAUUGGAGGGCCAGCCUUCCGCAUCAUGUGGGCUGUGCAUAACGGCACCCGGCCACCGCUCAUCAAGAGCCUACCCAAACCCAUUGAGAGCCUGAUGACCCGCUGCUGGUCUAAAGACCCCUCCCAGAGACCCUCCAUGGAGGAGAUAGUCAAGAUCAUGACCCAUCUUAUGCGAUGCUUCCCAGGAUCUGAUGAACCCUUGCAAUAUCCGUACCAGUCUUCAGAUGAAGGACAGAGUAGCUCGGCCACCAGUACAGGUUCCUAUGUGGAUUACACUUGCAACAGCAACAAGAGUGACACAAACAUGGAGCAUGGGGACUCCCCAGGGAGCAACGACACCAUCAAGAUCACACCUCAGUUUGCACAUCAGUUCAGGCCAAAGGUAGACCCGUUGUGGAGCCUGCCUCUGUCCAGAGGGAGCAGUGUUGAGAGCCUGUCGGAGCGAACACACAGUCUGCUGCKCUCAGAGAGCAAAAGAAUGAGCGCAGACCUGUCAGAGCUGGAGCACAGGGUGCCUUUCGCUCCCACAGCACGUCCCCAGUAUAAACGAGGCCACCGUAAAACGGCGUCAUUUGGCACCAUUCUGGACGUUCCCAAGAUCGUCGUCACAGCCACCUGUGAGGCGCAGAGACGGAGAUCUGUACAGGACCUCCCUGGGGUCGGCACAGAGUCCAGCCAGGGGAGCCGGAACAGCAGCAGGUCCUCCAGUCCCAGUGUGAGGAUGAUGCCGCCUGAUAAGACCAGCAGCAGAGGCUAUAGCUUCUCUCCCGAUGACCCCACAGAUACCAACGGCUCAGACAACUCCAUUCCCAUGGCAUAUCUCACUCUGGACUACCAGCUGCAGCCCCUCGCUCCUUGCCCAAACUCCAAAGAGUCCAUGGCUGUGUUUGAGCAGCACUGUAAAAUGGCCCAGGAGUACCUAAAAGUGCAGACAGAAAUCGCCUUGCUGAUCCAGAGAAGGAAGGAGUUGAUCGCUGAACUGGACCAAGAUGAGAAGGACCAGCAGAACACGUCCCGCCUGGUCCAGGAGCACAAGAAGCUGCAGGAGGAGAAUAAGUCUCUGUCCACCUACUACCAGAAGUGCAAAAAGCAGCUGGAACUGAUCCGCGCUCAACAACCGAAGAGACAGGGCACCUCAUGAUGAUCCACAAGCUGGCCCCUACCUGGCUCAUGCUGCUGAGACACAAACAAACUGUCCCCAUGUCAUAUCCCCUGUUCUCCUCCUCUUUCACUCCUCUACUGUUCCGGGUCACCUGUAGUCUGGACUGAAACCCAAACCUCUACUGUCCUGCGUCACCUGUAGUCUAGACUGAAACCCAAACCCUACCUGCAAAGCAUUUGCCAUCUCUCUCUCCUCCUCCCUCUGCCCUAUGACAGCUAUGAUCUCAACCUAGGUGCCCCCGCCCACCAGCACCUGGGCCCUGUAGGUUCCAGUGGAUCUUGUUUUACUUUGUACUGUAAAGAGACCUGUGUUUUACUGUAUACCUGCAUGUUGCGUCAUAGACACACUGCUGAUAACAUGGAAUGGACAAUAAGGUGUGCACUCAAGCAGGCUGUUAUGGAAAGUCUCUGUGCCCAUAUGUUUGCACAUCUUUACAGUAUAUUCUUUGAUAGCAGACCAAAGCAAUCAGCAUCCAUCUACCCUCUCUGUCCAUAAAGAGCGGUAGUCCUGAGGUUGUGAUUGCCCUAGGUUCAGUGAACACAGAGGGCAGAGGAGUGGGCUUCUAGCUCUCAAUGGUCAGCCAUCCUUUGGGUCAGAAAGGAUGCUUCUUGAGGUGUGAGUCCUGUACAGUAACCUCCUAUUGCCUUGUGUUCCACUGAGCCUGAUGGGAGGGGAGGCCAGUGAGGGGUGUGAAAUAUGUUUCUUUCUAUUGCUCUCAGGGCCCCUCGGACCCUCCCCUGGGCUGCCUGGUCAGUGUGUGUGUGUGUCCUCCUCCCACAGUCCAGUCCUCCCGUUGGUUAGUCCGACCCUGACCUGUCUUCCUUACUGGCUAGUGGCCAUGUGUCCUUGAGAAUGUGAAAAACAAAGAUGGAUGUGUGAGUUAUGUUCAGAAUUUGGCGUUUUUUAUGAAUUCCGAACUGAAUUUGGCGUUUUUUAUGAGUUCCGAACUGAAUUUUGCGUUUUUUAUGAAUUCCGAACUGAAUUUGGCGUUUUUUAUGAAUUCCGAACUGAAUUUGGCGUUUUUUAUGAAUUCCGAACUGAAUUUGGCGUUUUUAAUGAAUUACGAACUGAAUUUGGCGUUUUUUAUGAAUUACGAGCAGAAUUUAUUUGACUGUGAUCACUAAGUUCUAAGUGUGUUUUUUACCCUCUUAGGCAGAAAUAGCCACCCUUGUAUCAAAAUAAUGUAGACAUCUCCGUUCUCCCUCCUAGUUUUUAUGGCAGCAUAACCCCUUACAGAAGAAAUCCACCACAACCUGACAACCUAUCUGAAAGUAUUUAAUGUAAGUUGCAUUCAUUUUAACGGGGGAUGUAUUUUAGAUAUGCCUUGCAUAUCCAUGAUGUGUCUGUGGAUAAAAAAAAGAAUGUCUCGGCUUAUUAAAAGUACCUGUAUUGAAACGUGGUUUGGGUCUUAAACAGAGAUGCGAUAUUUAUAGGCCGCUUUCAAACAACAACACAAGCAAAAUAUGAGACUUGUUUUUUCAACCUGCUUAAGUAAAAUAAACUUUGUAUGAGGUUGAAAGUGCAACAUGUU
This is a messenger RNA of Salvelinus sp. IW2-2015, 4078 nucleotides long. The record is from RefSeq and is a predicted model, not a curated record. NCBI's taxonomy places the organism in Eukaryota, Metazoa, Chordata, Actinopteri, Salmoniformes, Salmonidae.